Molecule: messenger RNA, 1245 nt
Organism: Paraglomus brasilianum
Lineage: Eukaryota; Fungi; Glomeromycota; Glomeromycetes; Paraglomerales; Paraglomeraceae
Source: the annotation of a GenBank genome assembly
AUGAUUUAUAGAGAACCAGUUCCAGAGGUACCUGAUUCAGAGGAGGAAGAAACUUUAGAUGAUCCCAUGGAAAUAGACUUUGUUAAAAAGAAAGAACCCGAUAUUGCAACUAUACCAGUUAAAAUCAAACGCUUAAAAAUUCCAGCAUUGGUACUUGAUAGUGGGGCUGAACCUGCAAUUGUAUCAGAAGAUAUUGUUAAACGUGUAGGUGGGAAAAUAGAUAAAUCAGAAAAAUAUGAUCUCAGUGGCGUUGCUACUGUUCCAACAGAAUCUAUCGGCAUCGCUCGUAAUUUACCAAUAACAUUUUCUCCAGACUUUAAGAAAGAAUUAUAUGACGCUCUCCAAGAUUCUUCUGAGAUAGUUUCAUAUAAUGCUAAAUUGCGGGGUAAGUAUGAAAAGCAAGAAAAAGAAUUUAAUCGGGAGAGGGGGGAAUGGAAUCGAAAGAGAAAAAAAGAGAAAGAGCAGUGGGAUUGGGAGAGAGAACAAUGGAAUUGGGAUAGAACAAAGUGGACUAUUUUUCUUGCUAAUUCUAAAUCCAAGAUUGAUAUAAAAUCCAAGGAAAUUACAACACUUCGGUCUAUGAAAAAAAAAUUAGAAGGUAGAUUAACAUCGGCUCGGAAUGACACAGUUUCAACCCAGGAAGAGAUAUUAAAAAAAAAAAAAAAAUCUGAGAUCGCAUCUCUCAAGUCUGAAUUGGCGAAUUUAAAGAACGAAUUGGUUUUGAAAAUUAGUGAGCUUGAGUGUCAGAAAUCGGAGGCUAUAUCAAAACCCGUAGUUGGUGGAGAUGACGAAAAAAAUACGCAAAUGAACCUAGUAAAGAUCUCAGUCGAUAUUUUGUACGUGGAUCAAGCUGGAAAAAUUAAUACUAUGUGUUUUGACACUAGCUCCGCUAUUAUAUCGGAUCACACUGAUGAUGAGAAUACCCCUAUACCUGAGGAAUCAGUGAUUCAAAACUAUACUCCACCUCCAAAAGUCAAUGCCGAGAAUACUACCAAGGUAUAUGAUGAAAUCAAUAUUAGCGAAACUAACAAGGAUAAUAUGUUAGAUACAUCGAUAAAACCCAAUGUAUCACAGGUUAUAUCUGAAAAUGCGACCCCGCACUUUGCACAAUGGGAUAAUAAUAUAUCCUCAUUGAUUGGAUCACAUUCUCGGAUUUUGGUGGGAGGAAUAGAAGCGAUCCCUGUUGUAGCAAGUACUUUGAUGUCACCGUUAUCGGCAUAUAUCUUUCUUACCUUACCUUGUUAA